This is a messenger RNA of Rhopilema esculentum, 1741 nucleotides long. RefSeq lists its product as uncharacterized. The record is from RefSeq and is a predicted model, not a curated record. Gene Ontology annotation, molecular function: protein binding. NCBI's taxonomy places the organism in Eukaryota, Metazoa, Cnidaria, Scyphozoa, Rhizostomeae, Rhizostomatidae.
UAAUUCAAUCAAGCUGUACACGAAACUGUUACAGGGCAAUAAAACUUUAUACUCAAAAUGUUCAUGGAAUGAUCAAGGAAAACUAUCAUCUGACAAGGGGCAAGACUAUCUUCUUUGAAGCUAUCAUUUGCACACCCAGUUGCUUACCGGUUUAUGCAAUUCAGUGGAAGCACAUUAUUACUCGAGCUUUUGGAUACGCUGUCGUUAGUCAAAGCUUAGGGCCAAAGAUGUCUUCUAUUGUACGAUCAAGUUAUUCGUCGAGGCAGACUAAAACCGUUGGUGGUGUGACUCGUACAGAGGAAAAUAAAGUUUUAGAAACAAGGUCAGGGAAGGAGGGUACGAGAAAAGAAGAGCAAACUGUAACUGUGAAGAAAGAUGGCUCGAAAAUAUCAGAAUCUAAAACAACAAAAGAGCAGAAGAUCCCAGGAACUGGCAGCAGAUUUGGACAAAAAGCAUUAAAAGAUGCUAAUGAUAAUACGAUUGGAGUAAAACUUCAAAAAGAUACUUCAAAAAAACCGGAUGCAAAGGAGAGGUCAAAGGGGGCAGAGGCUGCUGUCGACUUGAAAGCAGAAGUUGCAAAGAGAAGGCAAAAAACGGCUAUGAGCAUUGAGCAGAGAAUGAUGGAACAAAGGCAGCGAAAGGCAACUGAUCAGAAGAAGCGAAUCCAGGGACGCCAGGCGUUCAAGGCUCAGCUGGAGGCAAAUGCCCCAGUGAGAAGUGGGCCAAAAAAGGCAUCUUUUCGUGGUAAUGGAGAUUCGAAUAUAGACAGGUUGUUACGAUGGACCCAGAAUCGGACUAACUCUUAUCCAGGCGUGGAGGUAACCGAUUUUAGCUCGAGUUGGGCUGAUGGCUUGGCCCUGUGUGCGUUACUGAAUUCUCUUUGCCCUGGCGAAUUCCCUUUGGAUCAAAUGUCCGAAGAUGACCGGAAAACCAACUUGGAUGUUGCGUUUAAAUUUGCAGAAGAGCAGGGCGUGCCACCUUUGCUGGAGACCGAAGAUAUUUUGAGAUCAAAAAACCCGGAACCAAAAUCGAUGAUUACCUAUCUACAUACCAUAUACAAAGUGCUAGUGGCUGAUAAAGCAGAACAAGAUAAAAAAGAGAAAGAGGAAAAGGAACAGAAUGAAAAGGAUGAAGAUGACUCAAAAUAAUUUUCAUACUCAUGCAUUAAUUUUCGAACGUAUAUUAUUUUUCGAAAUUCCCAUUCCAGAAUGAACGAUUAUUGCGGUUUUCGACAUUGUAAAUAUUGUAGACUUUAAAUUGGCUUUAAACCCAAUUUUAAAGUUUUGUCAGAUGGAGGAAUUAAUACUCUACCCUCUAAGGAUUUAAAUAUUUAUACUUAAUUAAAAUGAGUGCUAGGACGUUAUAAGCGCAUAGUCACCUGAUUAUGAAAUUCAACAUUUCAUUUUCAUCAUAUCGUACAGAAAAAAUUACUGCAUAGACAUGGCAACAACAAUUAUAAUACAUUUGUGAAACCCAAUGGCCUAUCUCCCUGAAGCGUUUCCAAAGAUAUUUCAUUGAAUGGACUCAUGACAGGUUUUCAAAAGUUAUGUACAGCAGUUAUAUUCACGUGCAUAAUAUGCAGUAGCUUUCUUGGAGUAUGUAUUCAUAGUCAUAAAUGGCACUUGAUUAUCUUAACGUAAGCUGCACUGCAUUGCCUGGGUGUUGAUUGUUGAAUCAAUACAUUUGCUUAUAAUUUCGGAAACUUAAACAUGUAAUAUGAUUUUAUCAUGAUAUCAAGCUA